Molecule: messenger RNA, 1173 nt
Organism: Cylindrotheca closterium
Lineage: Eukaryota; Bacillariophyta; Bacillariophyceae; Bacillariales; Bacillariaceae
Source: the annotation of a GenBank genome assembly
AUGGAGGAAGCUAUCCUCCAACGACACCCCGGUCAAACGGCUGCCACUCAGCACCGGAACAAAAGGGGCAAACCGAUCGAUGGCAUUUUCACGACCUCUGGGGUGGCUGUACAGGCUGGAGGCUACUACAACUUUGAUGAGUUUUUCUCGUGCGACCAUCGUGGCCUUUGGAUUGAUAUCGAUCUGGAGAAAUCUUUGGGCGGUUACAAACCACAGAAGACCCCGUACAAACCCCGCAAACUUACUAUGUUGGAUACUACAGCAGUCCGCCGUUACCUGCAACUUGUUCACAAGGGCUACGAGGAAUACUCCAUCCCAUCUCGCUUGGCGUCCCUACAUCACCAACUACAACUAAAUGAAGGGACCAUGACAGCAACAAUGGGUCGUCAUUAUAACUGCCUGCACCAUCAGAUGUAUGUUGUCAGGCGAAAGGCGGAGGAAAAAUGUAGACGGGUCACUAAUGGAUUGGUGCCCUGGUCUCCCAAGAUGCAACAGUUUUGGGAUCGUCAAUCCUUGUGGAAGAUCCUUUUGAAGGGGAGGAAGGGUUGCCGGUGGCGCAAGGACUUUUUGACGGUGCAGGCGGCAAAGUCCAAAAAGAAACAAUGGCGGUCGCGAAAGGCCACAGACCGUUUCUUGCGGUUACGGCGGAUGAAGCAACGGGUGGAGGCGAGACGCCAACGCCGCGCUAAGGGAAAAGGAUCUACUGGGGGGUUACACGCGAUCCAAGUCAAAGAAAGGCUGCCUUCAGGCGAAGUGGGCUUGCGGACUGUCUCUGAAAGGAGUCAAGUGGAACAGGGGUGCAUGCAGGAGAAUUGCGCACGGUAUGAUCAGACCAGAUUGCCUCAUAUGACCCCUCCAAUGGAUGCUCCAUUGUACCAAAUGUUUAAUGGCCAUGACGCGGAACAAAACUCCCUCGCCCUUCUUGAAGGGCGUCUUACUCUACCAGAUGGCAUUGACUAUCCAACUCGGUCUUUCCUUUCUCAGUGCAGGUUCCACAAAGAUCAUUCUAUGUCUCCUCUGGAGGUUUCUACUGAAGAUCACACCUACUUCUGUCUCGGAAUCCGGAACACAAGGGCUCUGAGCCUCAUGGCCUGCAUAAUGGCCACUUUAAAGCUGGGAUUCUCUCCCCUAUGGUCGCCCAGUGUGACGCCUUGUUUCGGCAUAUCCCUCUAA